CGUGCGCAGCCCAGGGAGAGCCAGGAGACGUAUCCAAAUGAGGCGGCGCCAUGAAAUACUGGGGAAGACACGAUGGCCCUGGCCAUGAGAUCGACCCCCCGCCUUGUCGGGGGCGAAAGCCUGGCAUUCGCGGCCUGCGGCGUGCGGCGCCGGGAGCAGCGGAGGCGGCGCCGGCGCCCCCACGGCGCUGCGCCCGCUCGGGGCGCCUCCAAGAAGGCCGCCACAGCCGCACCCGCGCGCGAGCCGUGCUCGGGCACCGCCGCCCCGCACGAUCGGCGCGGCAGGCAGCGAGUGCGGAACGCCGCAUCGCCGCGCUGGCCCCGAGCUGGCCCAGCAUGCAGGUGGCCCUGUCUCGCGAAGGCGCUCCGCGUGCGAGGAUCGGUCGAAUGGUACUGAACGUGAGAUACUUCUCAACUGCCGCCGCCGCGGCGCUCCACUCUCUGAACGCGCCGCAAGCCGCCCUGCUACACGUUCUUUGGCGUCGCCCGCGAGGCUGCGGCCCGCUCCUCGCAGGGCCACGGCUCCACCGGCGGGGUUCGGCCAUGGCCUCACUCCU
This is a messenger RNA of Prorocentrum cordatum, 556 nucleotides long. The record is from the annotation of a GenBank genome assembly. Lineage: Eukaryota; Dinophyceae; Prorocentrales; Prorocentraceae.